AAAGCCCCACCUCCAAUUGUUCUGUAUAUUAAAGACUGAAAGACAUAGGGCUUUAUACUGCAGAGUGAGAAAAGUGACGUGAAGAUGAUCAGAUACCUAAAAACCGUGGAGGAAUACGAGCGUGCACUGCAAGAUGCUGGCAGGAAACUUGUGGUAAUCAACUUUUCUUCACAAAAAUGUGGCCAGUGUGGAAUAGUUGCCCCACAAUUUGAAAAUCUAUGUACCGAGUAUCCUGAUGUACUGCUGUACAAGGUUCUGGAUGAUGCUCCAAAACUUUGCCAGCACUGUGAAAUUCACUCCACCCCAACCUUCAUUUUCUACAAGGCACAGAAAAAGGUUGAGCGGUUCAGCGCUGUUGAUAUGCUGCAAGUAAAGCGAACCAUUGAGAAGUUACUCUGAAUCAUCAAUGCUUACAAAACUAUUUCUGAAGAUAACACAUGUUUCUUUUUCUCUUAAAGCUCAAAAAAAAUCUAUCAAAUUCUAAAAAAAAUAAAUGCAUGCCUUAAAAUCAA
Messenger RNA from Xenopus laevis (African clawed frog), 512 nucleotides. RefSeq names its product thioredoxin-like. Bases 85 to 399 code for a protein of 104 amino acids. The record is from RefSeq and is a predicted model, not a curated record. NCBI's taxonomy places the organism in Eukaryota, Metazoa, Chordata, Amphibia, Anura, Pipidae. The transcript is spliced from 5 exons.